Molecule: messenger RNA, 4983 nt
Organism: Paramecium primaurelia
Lineage: Eukaryota; Ciliophora; Oligohymenophorea; Peniculida; Parameciidae
Source: the annotation of a GenBank genome assembly
AUGAGCAACAACAGUUCAAAGGAAAACUAGAAUGCAGGUGCAUUAGCGCAUUAUAGAAGAAGCUAGGUACUAUUAUUAAAUGGAAUCAUUGUUAGGAGUUUAUAAUUACUUAUAGAACUGAAGAAGCAUUAUUAGAAAUUAAUAAUGCCUUAAAUCUUUGUCCUCAAUUUGCCGAAGCCUACACUUUAAGAAGUUAAAUGUUUUAAAUAUCAAUUUAGGUGAAUUAUAUGAAAAAAUGAAAUUAUAUGACAAAGCAUUGGAAGAUGUAAAUUAGAGCUUAUCCAUAAACAUUAAUAAUGCUGAAAGUUAUUAUUAAAGAGGUAUUGUUUUAGAUCUUAUAAUGUAAGGAACAAUUUAUUGGAGAAAAUAAUUAUUUGAUCUCGCAUUAUAAGAUUGUAUGAAGUGUGUUUAGAUUAAUCCAAACUUUGCAAUGGGUUAUAGUAGAAUGGGUAAUAAAAUAAACUUUAUUUUAGGCACUAUUAUGAGCGAUUUGAAAUAAAAGGAUUAUGAACUCUAAUUUUAAAAUUAGGCUAUAGAAAAAGAUGGAAAUUGUUAUUAUGCAUUUAUGUGUAGAGGUAAUAUAAAAUUUAUAUUUAAAGGUUUGUAUUAUUAGGAUGAACAAAUGAUUGAUUUGGCACUUAAAGAUUACAAUAAAGCAAUCCAAAUCAAUCCUAACUAUAGUUUGGCCUAUAUAAACAGAGGUGAAUACUAUUACACUUAAUAUAUUAGGCGUUUUAUAUAAAGAUAUUGGUGACAAUGAUAAAGCAUUAAAUGACUAUAAUCAAGCAAUCCAACUUGAUCCUAAAAAUGUUAAUGCCUAUAAUAACAGAGGUGAAUACUAUUACAAUUAAUAUAUUAGGCGUUUUAUAUAAAUAUAUUGGUGACAAUGAUAAAGCAUUAAAUGACUCUAAUUAAGCAAUCCAACUUGAUCCUAAAAAUGCAGGUUACUAUAAUAACAGAGGUUAAUACUAUUACACUUAAUAUAUUAGGCAAUUUAUUUUCUGAUAUUGGUGACAAAGAUAAAGCCUUAAAUGACUAUAAUUAAGCAAUCCAACUUGAUCCUAAAUAUGUUAAUGCCUAUAAUAACAGAGGUUAAGACUAUUAUACUUAAUAUAUUAGGCAAUUUAUAUAAAAAUAUUGGUGACUAAGAUAAAGCCUUAAAUGACUAUAAUUAAGCAAUCCAACUUGAACCUAAUCAUGCAUCAACCUAUUAUAACAGAGGUUAAUACUAUUAUACUUAAUAUAUUAGGCAGUUUAUAUUCUGAUAUUGGUGACAAAGAUAAAGCCUUAAAUGACUAUAAUUAAGCAAUCCAACUUGAUCCUAAAUAUGUUAAUGCCUAUAAUAACAGAGGUGAAUACUAUUACACUUAAUAUAUUAGGCAAUUUAUUUUCUGAUAUUGGUGACAAAGAUAAAGCCUUAAAUGACUAUAAUUAAGCAAUCCAACUUGAUCCUAAUGAUGCAUCAAUCUAUAAUAACAGAGGUGAAUACUAAUACACUUAAUAUAUUAGGCAAUUUAUAUAAAAAUAUUGGUGACAAUGAUAAAGCAUUAAAUGACUAUAAUCAAGCAAUCCAACUUGAUCAUAAAUUUGUUAAUGCCUAUCAUAACAGAGGUGAAUACUAUUACACUUACUAUAUUAGGCAGUUUAUAUUCUGAUAUUGGUGACAAAGAUAAAGCCUUAAAUGACUAUAAUUAAGCAAUCCAACUUGAUCCUAAUCAUGCAUCAACCUAUAAUAACAGAGGUGAAUACUAUUACACUUAAUAUAUUAGGCAAUUUAUGUAAAAAUAUUGGUGACAAUGAUAAAGCAUUAAAUGACUAUAAUCAAGCAAUCCAACUUGAUCCUAAAAAUGUUAAUGCCUAUUAUAACAGAGGUUAAUACUAUUAUACUUAAUAUAUUAGGCAGUUUAUAUUCUGAUAUUGGUGACAAAGAUAAAGCCUUAAAUGACUAUAAUUAAGCAAUCCAACUUGAUCCUAAAUAUGUUAAUGCCUAUAAUAACAGAGGUGAAUACUAUUACACUUAAUAUAUUAGGCAAUUUAUAUUCAGAUAUUGGUGACAAAGAUAAAGCCUUAAAUGACUAUAAUUAAGCGAUCCAACUUGAUCCUAAUCAUGCAUCAACCUAUAAUAACAGAGGUGAAUACUAUUAUACUUAAUAUAUUAGGCAGUUUAUAUUCUGAUAGUGGUGACAAAGAUAAAGCCUUAAAUGACUAUAAUUAAGCAAUCCAACUUGAUCCUAAUGAUGCAUCAAUCUAUAAUAACAGAGAUGAAUACUAAUACACUUAAUAUAUUAGGCAAUUUAUAUAAAAAUAUUGGUGACAAUGAUAAAGCAUUAAAUGACUAUAAUUAAGCAAUCCAACUUGAUCCUAAUGAUGCAUCAACCUAUAAUAACAGAGGUGAAUACUAUUACACUUAAUAUAUUAGGCAAUUUAUAUAAAAAUAUUGGUGACAAUGAUAAAGCAUUAAAUGACUAUAAUCAAGCAAUCCAACUUGAUCCUAAAGUUGCAAGUUACUAUAAUAGCAGAGGUGAAUACUAUUACACUUAAUAUAUUAGGCAGUUUAUAUUCUGAUAUUGGUGACAAAGAUAAAGCCUUAAAUGACUAUAAUUAAGCAAUCCAACUUGAUCCUAAUGAUGCAUCAAUCUAUAAUAACAGAGGUGAAUACUAAUACACUUAAUAUAUUAGGCAAUUUAUAUAAAAAUAUUGGUGACAAUGAUAAAGCAUUAAAUGACUAUAAUUAAGCAAUCCAACUUGAUCCUAAAGUUGCAAGUUACUAUAAUAGCAGAGGUGAAUACUAUUACAAUUAAUAUGUUAGGCGUUUUAUAUAAAGAUAUUGGUGACAAAGAUAAAGCCUUAAAUGACUAUAAUUAAGCAAUCCAACUUAAUCCUAAAUAUGUUAAUGCCUAUAAUAACAGAGGUGAAUACUAUUACACUUAAUAUAUUAGGCAAUUUAUAUAAAAAUAUUGGUGACAAUGAUAAAGCCUUAAAUGACUAUAAUUAAGCAAUCCAACUUGAUCCUAAUGAUGCAUCAAACUAUAAUAACAGAGGUGAAUACUAUUACACUUAAUAUAUUAGGCAAUUUAUAUAACAAUAUUGGUGACAAAAAUAAAGCAUUUAGUGACUAUUAACAAGGAUUAUCUCUAUCUCCUAAUCAUCCAUUAUUAUUGUGCAAUUUAGGUGAUUAUUAUUACAUUCUUUCUGACCAUACUCAAGAAGCUUUUGAAUGUUAUCAAAAGGCCAUAAAUUCUUUUUAGAGUUUAAAAUAAUCAGAAAUUGCGAAAUUGAGUUUAACUCAAGGAAACAUUGAAUUUAUAAUAACUAAGAUUGACAUCCUUAAACAAUUAGAAUAAGAAAUUGAGAAAUCUAAAUAACUUUUAUAGAAACUACCAACUGAAACACCAUAAGAAUAAUAGAAUAAACAAAAUUAUAGUAUAAAAAUAGAAUAAUUUCAAAAUGAAAUCAAACCUAUUCUUACAAUCCCAAUUAAUCAAUCGCUAAAGCUUGAAAACUAAUAAGUUUAAAAUGAAUAACUGAAUUAAAUAUUGUAAUAUGUUAAGCAGUUAAACUAAAAGAUAUUACAAUAAGAUAAAGUAAUUUCAAAAAUAUAAGAAGAAAAUGCAGAUUUAAAAAUAAAAGUAAAUUAAUUAGAGUAGCNCUAUAAUAACAGAGGUGAAUACUAUUACACUUAAUAUAUUAGGCAAUUUAUAUAACAAUAUUGGUGACAAAAAUAAAGCAUUUAGUGACUAUUAACAAGGAUUAUCUCUAUCUCCUAAUCAUCCAUUAUUAUUGUGCAAUUUAGGUGAUUAUUAUUACAUUCUUUCUGACCAUACUCAAGAAGCUUUUGAAUGUUAUCAAAAGGCCAUAAAUUCUUUUUAGAGUUUAAAAUAAUCAGAAAUUGCGAAAUUGAGUUUAACUCAAGGAAACAUUGAAUUUAUAAUAACUAAGAUUGACAUCCUUAAACAAUUAGAAUAAGAAAUUGAGAAAUCUAAAUAACUUUUAUAGAAACUACCAACUGAAACACCAUAAGAAUAAUAGAAUAAACAAAAUUAUAGUAUAAAAAUAGAAUAAUUUCAAAAUGAAAUCAAACCUAUUCUUACAAUCCCAAUUAAUCAAUCGCUAAAGCUUGAAAACUAAUAAGUUUAAAAUGAAUAACUGAAUUAAAUAUUGUAAUAUGUUAAGCAGUUAAACUAAAAGAUAUUACAAUAAGAUAAAGUAAUUUCAAAAAUAUAAGAAGAAAAUGCAGAUUUAAAAAUAAAAGUAAAUUAAUUAGAGUAGCAAGAUAGAAAUUAAAUUGAAUUAUUAUUAAACGAUCUUAAUAAACCAGAAAAUUAGUAUUAAAAAACUUAUUACUAAUCUUUAUUUUGGAGACUUUACAACUACUUACAAGCAGUGUAGUAAAUUUCAACAGACUUAUUUUAAAUAAACUAAAAUGCAGUUAUUGAAACAAACUCAGAAAAGGUUUUAAAUAUAGUACAAAAAAUUACAAACAUUGGAUCAGUUGCACUUUCACCAAUACCAAUUAUUGGAGAUGCUUUCCAAAUUAUAAAUUCUGCCCUUGAUUAUGCAAUCGAUGAAAAGAAUGUGAAUAAAUUUAAUAAAAGAGUAAGAAUUCUAAGCGAAAUAUUAAUAUUAUUUGCAGUAAAUCCAUAAAAAUUAGAAAUUGAAGUGCAAAUGGCAGCAAUAUCUUUAGGAAAAUAACAAUAGGUUAAUAUGCAAAAAAGAAAAGAAACAAUUUUUAAAAAUAGAGUGAACGAUUUAUUAGCAAAAGAAAGCAGUUCUUCAGAAUUAUUUAAGAAUAUUUACUGGGUUUGUGGAACAGAAGAUGCAUUAAUCAUUUUAAGCUAUUUAGAAAAAAACUAAGAAAAAAUAUUAAAGGAAUAACAGAAAAAAUUAAGGGAGAUAUUUGAAGAUGCAGUUAAAUCAUAUUAGUAUUUACCUUAAAAAAUAUCUGUGGAUAUCGGUUGUUCUUCAACAUGUUAGAUGAUUUGA